This is a messenger RNA of Geosmithia morbida, 1284 nucleotides long. RefSeq names its product acetate kinase. Gene Ontology annotation, biological process: acetate metabolic process; phosphorylation. The record is from RefSeq and is a predicted model, not a curated record. The coding region runs from base 1 to 1284 and encodes 427 amino acids. Lineage: Eukaryota; Fungi; Ascomycota; Sordariomycetes; Hypocreales; Bionectriaceae. Gene Ontology annotation, molecular function: acetate kinase activity. The transcript has a single exon.
AUGAAGACGACGAUACUCUCGGUCAACUCUGGAUCCAGCUCCAUCAAGAUAUCCGUCUACUCUCUCAAGGAGCGCCAUGCGGACCCGGAGCAGAUCGCCGAGGUGCGGGUGAGCGGGCUGACGGCGCCGCCGAUGGGCGUGAGCUACGUGCGGCGCGGGCAGAGGAUCCACAAGGACAUGGAGCCGCCGUCGACGGUGCGGACGCCGGGCGACGCCUUCAAGAUGAUGGUGCACAUGCUGAUCGACGACCCGGAGCUGAGCGACAUCGCCCGGGCCGAGGACAUCGCCAUCACCUGCCACCGCAUCGUGCACGGCGGCGACUUCACCGAGGCCCAGCUGGUGACGCGCGAGACGUACCACACGCUGGAGCUGCUGAGCGACCUGGCGCCGCUGCACAACGGCGCCGCCCUGGACAACGUCAAGACUUGCAUCGAGCUGCUGCCCAAGACGCGCAACGUCGCCUGCUUCGACUCGCAGUUCCACGCCACCAUGCCGCCGCACGUGUCCACCUACCCCAUCGACCAGGAGAUCGCCCGCAAGAACCACCUGCGCAAGUACGGCUUCCACGGCAUCAGCUACGCCUUCAUCGCGCGCAACACCGCCUCCGCCCUGGCGAGGGACGCGUCCGACCUCAACGUCAUAGCCCUGCACCUCGGCAGCGGGGCCAGCGCCUGCGCCAUCAGGGCCGGCAAGUCCUGGGACACGUCCAUGGGCCUCACGCCCCUCGCCGGCCUCCCCGGCGCCACCCGCAGCGGCAGCAUCGACCCCAGCCUCGUCUUCCACUACGCCAGCGACGUCGGCAAGCUGUCCCCCUCCUCCACCGCCAACCUGCACAUCUCGACGGCCGAGGAGAUACUCAACAAGAAGUCGGGCUGGUCCGCCCUCGCCGGCACUACCGACUUCUCCGUCAUCGCCCGCCGCGACACCCCGGAGCGCCGCCUCGCCUUCGACCUCUUCGUCGGCCGCGUCGCCGGCUACGUCGGGAGCUACUUCGUCGCCCUCGAGGGCCGCGUCGACGCCCUCGUCUUCGCCGGAGGCAUAGGCGAGAAGAGCGCGGCGCUGCGGGAGGCCGUCGUCCACGCCGUCAGGUGCCUGGGCUUCGCCGUCGACGCCAAGAAGAACGAGGACGCCUCGUCGUCUUCCUCCGUCGUCGAGGACAUCACCGCCGCCGCCACCGACACCGACGCUGGUUCGAAGUCGACUCCGCGCGUCCUCGUCUGCCAGACUGACGAACAGUUUGAGAUGGCUCGCAUAUGCUCUUCCAGGGAUGACUUGUGGGAAUAG